AAGGGUAGGGAAUAAUGAUUUGGAAUUCCAUUUAAUCAGUUAACCAGUUAAGUAUUAUGUUUAACCAGUUAAGUGCUUAAACAGGAACAGGAGCAGGAGCGGGGUCGGGGGGGCUGCUUCUGCCUAGCCAUGGGUGGAGGCUGCUCUGGCUUCACCAGGCUGGAAUGCUCCCCUGCCCAUAGCAUGGUGGAUUCGGGCUGCUCCGGCUAGGCAGGGCCACCAGUUAACUGUAACCAAUAGCCCUUUCCUGGUAAAGGGCGAUCCUUUCCAGUUCACCAGCUAACCAUUCACAUCCCUAGCAAGGAACUGAGGUUGCUUGAUCGGCGAUCUACCUGCCUAGGCCAGUAACUGUGUUAUGGUAAAGAGAGUUACAGAGUGGAAUAGCACCUUCUGUGUGGCAGGGUGUUUGGACUUUGGGGGCAGUCUGGCAUUGCUGCUGGAUUUGCUCUAACCCAAAAGAGCAGAGCAUCUCAGGCUAGGCUUAGAUAAACUGUGGCAACUCCUGGGGUGCCAAUCCAGAUCACUGCUCCACAGUGUGUGAAGCGCUACAGAAAGCACUGGAUCUAGUAAGAUGAUUUCUGCCGCAAAGGGAGGACGUGGAGAAGGAAGCGAUGACUCUCUAGACCUGCUCAGGGUUCGCACAGCGGGAUGGCUUCAGAGAAAUUAAAGGGAACUGAGAAAUGUGUAAAAUAAGAGAUACAAAAUAGGUCUCAAGACUGAUUAUGAAGCAGGCGGGAACGAGGCUCCCAUGACCUAGUUGCGAUAGAACAAGAGCUGGGGGGGAACCGGAGCACACAGCAGUCCACACCUCUCACUGGGACUUAGAUAUGUUUGGUUCAUUGGAUGGGGAAAAACCCAACAGCCUUUUUCGGGUUAGAGGCCACACACAAGCGAGAAGCAAAAAACAAACCAGCCCUGACUGACGUGGCCCCUGUCUGAGAAGCAGAAAGACACUCCCCACAUUUCCUUCGCACACCAGAGUCUGGGGGGCUGGGAUAGGGGAUUUUGGGGGCCCUCCCAGGCCAAAAAUGAGGGGUUCAGUGUGUCGGAGGAGGUUGCCAGGAAAUAGGCUUGGGGUGUCUGGGCAGGAGGGAAGGUGCAGGACUGGGUUGGGGUCUGGGAGUGUGGUCGGGGGCAGGAGUGCACCAGGCAGGAGGUAGGGUGCAGGGACUGGGUGGGAAGAUGGGUGCAGGAGUGUAGUUGCAGUGCCAGGCUGGUUGGGAAGGUGAGUGGAGGAAUGGGCUGGGAGAGGGGGUCUCUGGGUGAGAGGCAGAGUGCAGGAACCACUUCCUCUUCAUACCAGGACUGGCCUGUGGGUCAGAUUUGGACCCAACUUGCCUGUUUCUAGCCUGCGAGACUCGGAGCUCCCCCACCUUCAGCGGGGAGCUGGCACUAGUGCUCCAGUCCUGUGGGGGCAAAACAGCUGGGGGGCUGCCGCACCAGCAGAGGCUCCCCAAUGCUGGGUGGGGAGCCCUGAGUCUCAGGAGCUGGUUCCAGACAACCUGGGGUCUAGAUUUGACCACUGGGCCUUAGCUUCCCCAGCCCUGAAAGCACAGAUGUCAGGGGCCAUAUCUGAACAGUGCCAUGGAUGCUUGAGGAGUUCACCUGUCUGGUAACAUGUAUCUGUACUAUUCAGAGCCAAGAUGAGCCAUACGCUCCCGGGCACCCCUCUCCUGGCAGCCCUAACGGGGCACGCUCAUUUCUACUUAACGAGUCUGAAAGGAGAAAAGCUGGCAUUUCACCAGCACGGAUUCUGUUUUUAGUAACCACCUGAGUGGAAUCAUCUGUUCUCAGUGGAAAGCGCGCUGUUCCCUGAAAGGGGAGUCAUUUCAGAGAGUUUAGAUCCAUGGCUAAUCUGUGAUGUGGUACGAGAUACAGCUGUUAAAAGAGCAUUCCUGGCUUCUCCCCUGGCUGCGCAUCAACCAGGUUUUAGAAGUGAUGCUGUAGCAGGCAGGAGGAAAGGAUGCGGGGGAGCAGCACUGGCUCCGGCACUGAGCUCUAAGAGAGAGAGGAAGAAUGUGCCCCCCUUGGGACAGAGGCGUCUCUGGGUAAUCACUUGAUGCCCCCCGGAACCUAGUUCACAUCCUGUUUGAAAUUUAUGGAAUAAAAUGGGGGGGAUGGGGAUGGAGGAAACACAGCACAAUCCAAGACCAUGUCCAUCUCCUGGUUAAGAUAGUUGGCAGGGGUGUGUAGGGGCCUCGUUUCCUGUUCUAUCUUCAUUGGUCCCACUACUUUCAUUUACAUGACUUUGCUGAGUUCCAGCAGCUUGUGGAGUGGGAUGCAGAUCUCCUCGGCGCAGACGCUGAAGCCGACACCCAGUGAAUAACUCCGGCCAGGAAAAGCCCUCGUGCCCACCUGGGUUCUUGUUUUUCCAGCCCCUGCCUGUCCAAUCUGCAUUUGAGAACAAACCAACUUGGAACGUUGGCAGAGAUGCCGCGGCAGAUGCCUUGCUAGCAACAGCAGCACAGCAGGGCUUCCUGAUCCUCUGAGGCACAGGCCUUGUCAAACAUGUCAAUGUGCACGUGAACAGCUAUUGCAGCGCAUACAAGUGUCCAGCAAACUGAUGCAACUAUGCUUCCCCAGGGCAAGCCCUACCCUCCAGGACCCUACUGACCUGCAUGGUGUGGGUGCCUUUAAGAACCACGAGGACUGAUCGCUUGGCCCUUUUAUGCACCUCUAAGAACAGCUUCACAAACAUGUCUUUGGAGUGGCUGCUGGACUGGAGCUGGUCACUGGAUGGACUCCGAGACUUUAUAGCUACAGGGAUCCAGUCCUUCCGGGACUGUGACACCACUGCUCUGACAGCUGUGGCCUGCCUCUUGGUCCUGUUUGUUUGGUACUGUUACCAUGUUGGCAGAGAGCAGCCCCGCACAUACGUCACUGUGAAUUCCCUCAUGCAGAGCUCCGAUCCCAACAGCUUACAGAACGGGUAUGUUUACUGCCAUUCCCCCGAGUGCGUGCGCUGCACACGGCAUGACGGGCUUAACCAGAAACUCUAUCACAAUCUGCAGGAAUAUGCCAAGCGCUACUCCUGGUCUGGCAUGGGCAGGAUUCACAAGGGCAUCCGAGAGCAAGGGCGCUACCUAAACAGCAGGCCAUCCAUCCAGAAGCCAGAAGUCUUCUUCCUACCGGACUUGCCCACAAUGCCCUAUUUCUCACGGGAGGCUCAAAAACACGAUGUGGAGUUGCUGGAACGCAACUUCCAGACCAUCCUGUGUGAAUUCGAGACUCUCUACAAAGCUUUCUCCAACUGCAGCCUCCCGCAAGGAUGGAAAAUGAACAGCACGCCCAGUGGGGAGUGGUUCACCUUUUACCUGGUGAACCAGGGCACCUGCGUCCCCAGGAACUGCAGGAAGUGCCCACGGACGUAUCGCUUACUGGGGAGCCUCCGCACCUACAUUGGCAACAACGUCUUUGGGAACGCAUGCAUCUCUGUGCUGACCCCUGGCACGGUCAUUGCGGAGCACUAUGGACCAACCAACAUCCGCAUACGAUGCCAUUUAGGGCUGAAGACUCCCAGCAACUGUGAGCUGGUGGUGGGCGGCGAGCCCCAGUGCUGGGCCAAGGGCCGAUGCCUCCUGUUUGACGAUUCCUUCCUGCACACUGCGUUUCAUGAAGGUCCCCCUGAAGAGGGCCCUCGUGUGGUCUUUAUGGUGGAUUUGUGGCACCCGAAUGUUGCAGCUGCUGAGCGCCAAGCCCUUGAUUUUAUCUUUGCUCCAGGACGAUGAUCGUGCUUCCUUGCCCUAGUGGGUUCGAGGGCAGGUGGCUGACCCGCUGGGGCCUUGCCUUGGGCAGCCCCACUGCUGUACCGUCGGUCGCCAUACCUGGGAGCCUGCCUCACCUGAAACCUCUCCCAUACCCACACAGUGUUGGGGUUUCCUCUCUCGUGGGUUAGUGUAAAUGGAAGCUUCCAGCUUGUGUUCACUUACAGUCACUUCCUUUCCGUCGCUGCUUCCGGGAUUUCUUUCUGCCAUGAGAGUGCGCUAGGCUCACUCUGUGAUUUUGCUGCUGUCCUACCUUACGUUGCUACUGUGUUUGCAGUGUUCAGAAUUAGAGUAACGAAAUCAAGGGUGUUUGUUUGAAUGUAAUAAUGUAACAUUUCCUAUGGUCAUAAAAAAAGCAAGGUCAGCAAAAGGCUGUGCUCAGCCUGUGUGUGUCACUGUUUACAGUCACCGCGUGGACAACUCGGACAGCCAAAUGGAAACGGCUGAGGAGCCCAGUGGUCUCCCCACUCCUUGAUGCAGAAUUGGGUGAUGUUGCUCUGCAAACACAAGCUCUGUGCUAGUACGUAGGGAUGGGGGGGG
Messenger RNA from Pelodiscus sinensis (Chinese soft-shelled turtle), 4304 nucleotides. It is a transcript of the gene ASPHD2, whose product is annotated as aspartate beta-hydroxylase domain containing 2. Lineage: Eukaryota; Metazoa; Chordata; Testudines; Trionychidae. Gene Ontology annotation, cellular component: membrane. The record is from RefSeq and is a predicted model, not a curated record.